AUGGAAUCCAAAGGUGGUUUCGGCAAUGGCCUUCGCAGUUUCUUCCUCGGAGCGGCGGCAAAAUCUAGUGAGGAGAGAAGACUCGUGAGGAAAUUAGAUUUCUUCAUUAUGACAUACUGUUGCUUCAGUUACUUCUUUAACUUUCUUGACCGCGCUGCUUUCGCUAAUGCAUACGUCGCUGGACUCCGUGAAUCCCUCAACAUGACCGGCUAUGACUACAAUAAGGUCCUUUCCCUCACUACAGCUGGUAUGGCUAUAGGUCAACUCCCUCACGGUGUCAUCAUUCAAAAGAUUGCGCCGCGUAUCUGGUUUCCCUCAAUGGUUGUCGUUUGGGCUGGCUUGACAAUGGCAAGCGCCGCAGCUAAAACAGUCACUCAACUCUGCGUAAUCAGAUUCUUUCUUGGUUUGGCUGAAGCCAGUACAUAUGCUGGUACCAUUUACAUCAUUGGCGCCUGGUACAAGCCUGAGGAGAUUUCCAAGAGGACUGCUCUCUUCACUGCAUCGGGUCAAGUCGGCACUAUGUUUGCUGGUGUUAUGAUGACCGCUAUUCACAAAGGAAUGAGGGGUAUGUCUGGUCUGCAUGGAUGGCAGUGGGUGUUUUUGAUCGAUGGCAUCAUCACCUUGCCCAUUGCUGUUUUUGGCUUCCUCUACUUCCCUGACAUCCCAGAGAACACCAAGGCCCCAUACCUCUCCCAAGAUGAGAGAAAGAUGGCAGUAUCCAGACUUCCUCCUAUUCAAAAGGACGGCCACAACAUCAUGCCGCUGUCUCUGAUCAAGCGUGUAUUUUUUACUCCCAUGUUCUGGGUCCUCUUCUUCUGGUCACCCGUUUGUGCCAGCACUGAAGGCUUCCCCUUCCAGAACAGCUUUCUUCUGUGGCUCAAGUACUACAACGAGAAAUUCACGCAGGCACAGAUCAACACGUAUCCUCUUGGAGUACAAGCUGUCGGUAUUGUUGCUAAUAUGCUUGCCGCUUGGCACAUGGACGCAACGGGCCAACGCAUCCCCAUGGCUAUCCUUGCGGUCCUUCUACAAAUUAUCGUGGGAUCGAUGCUCCUCGUCAAGAACUUGUCUAUGGAGGGUACUAUGUUUGCCUUCUAUCUUGCUGGAUCGGCCUACAUGGUUAACCCACUGAUCUUUGGCUGGGCAAAUAUAAUUUUGCAGCGAACUGGCGAUGAUGCCAUGCGCAGCGUGACCCUCUACUCAAUGAACAUUGGCUCAAUGGUCAUGUGGACCUUCUGGGGCAUCAUCUUCUACAGUGCUGCUGAUGCACCUUACUGGAAGAAGGGCUCCAUCGCCCUUCUGGGCGGUUGUACUGUGAUGUUCUGUUAUAUUUGGCUUGUUAACUAUCUUGACAAGAUGACGAUGAAGAAGUACGGAGACCGAUCAGUACAGAAUCUUGAAGAGUCUCUUGAGGUAGACAAGGUUGGCAAGGACGGUAACACUACCGUUGUGUCGGAGAAAAAUGUCAGCACAUAA
This is a messenger RNA of Fusarium sp. VM40, 1476 nucleotides long. NCBI's taxonomy places the organism in Eukaryota, Fungi, Ascomycota, Sordariomycetes, Hypocreales, Nectriaceae. The record is from the annotation of a GenBank genome assembly.